UUGUCUGCCCCUCCCCCAUAGAGCGACACUCCCAUCUGGUCAUUCCUGUGGUCCAAGUAGACCGUCUUGACCGCACCGAACAUCGAUGGCGCACUCUCAGUGAUCCACUCCGGCAAUGGGUGGCGGGCGUCACGAUGUGUCAUUCCCUCCUCACGUAGAGGUCAGCCGCUUGCUUGAAGGAGAGGCCAUAGAGCUCGCUCGCGCCGGUUGCAUGUUCGUCGAGGAGGUAGGGGGAGAGGGUGACGUGUGUGGCGCUCGUCGUGAGCAGCUGCAGUGUCGGUCGAGCGCCGGCGAGCUGCUCUGGCUUGCCGAUCAGCGGCAGGUGGACAUGUCGGGGGGCGGGGCAUUCGCGCGUUGCUCGCCUGACGAGGCGAAGGUCUCCGUUGUCCACCUGUCCGGCGUGGUACAGCUCCUUUGCGCCUUUCGCCAGCCACGUGCUUCGGAACUUGUGCAGAUCCUACAAGCACACAUACACACAUCCAAACAUACAGCAAGGUACCCGUGCUGCAAUGCACUGCCAUGUGAAUGUGUACCUCCACAUCGAAGGCUUUGUCGAGUGUCGUCGUACAGCUCACACCCUCCAAACACUCAAGGCCGGUAAGUGGGGAGGAUUUGCUGUCAAAACUGAGGUGGACGGCCCCCGUCAGCGAUUUGAUGGUGCUGUGAGAAGGCGUCCCCAGCAGCGAUUGGACGAUUGCGGUGAGACUCGUGUACUCGUGUCUAUCAGCUGACACCUGCACCAAGAGCAUCCAGCCAUCCAUCCAUCGAUUGCAUCAUGGCCGCAUUACCCCACCCCCCCACCUGGUCGAGGAGAUGGAGCGACUGCAGACCCCCGGCUCGCUUGAGCAUCUUCAGCCCCCCUGGAGCAGGCCACUCGACGCUCAGAUUGGUAAGGGCGGGCAUCUCGUACACCUGCCUUGCACCGCUCUGCCUCUGCAUCACCACCUCCACCCACUCACGUGUGAGGACGGCCUUGGCAAGCCGCGGGAACCUCACACUAGCGGCGAGGCUGCUCUUGCCGAACCUGAAUUGGCUUGUGCGGUCGGCCUUGGGGUCCACGGUGAUCUCUGUGACGUUUCCAGCAGCGGCCUCGAGCAGCCCGACGCUGACGAUGUGUGGGCCUGCGUUGAUCGACACGCAGACGCUACUGGUGCGGGACAGCACGUCUGCAGGAGCCACCAAGCCAGGCCACCAAGACACACAGAGACAAGUGGCGGCUUAUGUGCCCGUCGAGUGCUGCGCUGCGGUGUGGUGUGGCGUGGUGUGCUGACCCUUCCACUUGCGAUGAAUGGGUUGAGGACAGCGGAUAAACCGUUUGGUGCUGUCUAGGAGAAGGAUGGGAUGCAUCUUGGGGUUGCUGACCGUCGACGCGAUCGCCGUGCUGACACCCGAGAGGGACUUGACACACGCAACGAAACCUAGAUAACCACCUGCAGACCACCCCAAGCAGAAGCGUGAAGGGCUACGGACAUGUCCGGUCGGUUUCCGUACCAAUGCCUGUGCGGUAGCCGUCGCUCAACCAGAGCACUUCGGGAAUGCCCUCCAAACAGGGCUCAUGCUGCACACACAAGACAGCAUCGUCAGCACAGUCUAUCGCUUGCGUGCCGUCCUGUGUUCUCAGCUGUGUCCCCAGCAGCGCCUGUAUGAGACGGAGCUUCUCUGCUGAGGGGGCGAUGAGCGCCGGGACGGCUUGGCUGAUGGCCCGGAUGGUGUGCUUGGCUUGGUUGUCGACGAUUCUCUCCCACACGCGCAAAUUCUGCUCAACCGCCUGACCGCCAGGCAACCAUAUAGAGAGGGAGAGAGAUGAGCGUGCGCGCGUGAGACUCAUCAAGUGCUGCUCAGCUGUGAGUAAGGUGCAGUGCACACACCUGUGGUUUGUUUGGUGUGGCGAGGAGGUUGAGCGCCUGCCGCCUCUGCUCGUCCACCAUCUCCAGAUGGCACCUGAGCACUCGACUGAGAUGGUCAAGACCUCUGAGCUGCUUGGCAAACUGGAUCAACACACAGACAGACAGACAGACAGACGGCAUCGAUUGCAAUGCAUGGCGUGAUCACCGUGCCGACGUGUGCGUGUGCAUCUUUCUUACUGGUGGCUGCAAGUGCGGCAGCUGUGGUCCAGGGAGGGUCCCUGUUGGCUUGAUGGAUCCAGUCGGUGGAUGGCUGUCGGCGAUGAGUGGCACCGGUGCGGGGAGAGACUGUGGGUGCUGGCCAGGAGGGCCUCUUCAUUGAAAACCCGGCACGACACACACGCACAGACAGACAGACAGAGAGAACAAGAAUGGACAUUCGUCACGCUCAUGUGAUGGACAGGCACUUGUGGCUUACGGAGCUGUGUGUUGUGCCAUGCAGUAAGGCGUCAUCAGCUUCUCCAUUACACGCUGCCAGCAACCUGCAUACGGGACAACACACACACACACACACACACACACGAUGAAGACAUACAAAUCGGUAUCGCAGGGACACACUGCCGUUGACAGACGGUGCUUCUGCCUCACGUGUCGAUGUGUGGUAGUGUUGUGUGAUGAAGUUAUCCUCCGCCCUCCCAUGUGUGCCGCACACACGACACAGUGUGUGCCUCUCGCCACUGCAGACACACACAUAACACAGUAACGUGGACCAUCUAUGACAGAAAUUAGAGAUCUCUGCCGACCCGUUGUCGAAACGGAACCUCCGGUCACCGACAAACAGACUGCCCGGCUCUGUCACCACCUCCUCGGUCACGUCGGUGUGCGGAAAGGCCCAGACGGCCUCGAACACAGCAUCGACCACCAUCCUCCGUCUCGCCCGCCAGAUCUGCA
Vitrella brassicaformis is the source of this 2795-nucleotide messenger RNA. Lineage: Eukaryota; Vitrellaceae. The record is from the annotation of a GenBank genome assembly.